GCAUGGAACAUGGAACAUUUUUUAAAGGGGCGUGUAACAAAAUAAUCAGUGAUUUCCGACUACAUAUAUUCAAUUUAUUAUUCUUAAACUUAAAAAAAUUACGGAAUCACGUGAGAUAAAUCAUGUCUAGUGGAGCUUCAAAAUCUCAAAAAAGGUCCAAGUGGGCCCUUGACCUCACCUCGACCAGAUUUAAGAGCGACAAUGCAGGCAGCGUCAGUCUACCUUCUCCCCCUGGUUAUAACCCUUCAGCAGUUCAGGUCCACGCAGAAUCCUCCAAGGAAACUGAUUCAAGUCACCUAAUCCUGAAAAAAUCAUGGGACCUUGCUCUGGGACCAUUGAAGCAGGUCCCGAUGAAUUUGUUUUUGAUGUACAUGGCUGGAAGUUCCAUCUCAAUUUUCCCUAUCAUGAUGGUUGGCAUGCUGAUCAUAAGGCCGGUUAAAUCGCUGUUUACGAUGCAACAAGCUUUCAAAGUGAUCGAAGGAAAUCAAGUAAUUGGCCAGAAAUUCGUGUACCUCAUAGGCAACAUUCUCAACGUGGCUCUUGCCCUCUACAAGUGCCAGAGCAUGGGUCUCCUUCCUACACAUUCCUCAGACUGGCUUGCAUUUGUAGAGCCACAAGUACGGUUGGAGUAUCUGGGUGGUGGAGUAUCAUUUUUGUAAGUCCCUGGUCAUCAUAAUUAUAAUGAUAUAAUUAAAACUUUUGUUUAACUUCAUAUUUUAAUUAAAAUAAAAAUUUAACUGUCACA
This is a messenger RNA of Neocloeon triangulifer, 745 nucleotides long. It is a transcript of the gene EMC4, whose product is annotated as ER membrane protein complex subunit 4. The record is from RefSeq and is a predicted model, not a curated record. Gene Ontology annotation, cellular component: EMC complex. Gene Ontology annotation, biological process: protein folding in endoplasmic reticulum. Lineage: Eukaryota; Metazoa; Arthropoda; Insecta; Ephemeroptera; Baetidae. The coding region runs from base 123 to 659 and encodes 178 amino acids. The transcript has 4 exons.